Molecule: messenger RNA, 2346 nt
Organism: Brienomyrus brachyistius
Lineage: Eukaryota; Metazoa; Chordata; Actinopteri; Osteoglossiformes; Mormyridae
Gene: irx4a
Product: iroquois homeobox 4a
Exons: 5
Coding region: 432-1808 (458 amino acids)
Biological process (GO): neuron differentiation; regulation of transcription by RNA polymerase II; cell development
Cellular component (GO): nucleus
Molecular function (GO): DNA-binding transcription factor activity, RNA polymerase II-specific; RNA polymerase II cis-regulatory region sequence-specific DNA binding
Source: RefSeq, a predicted model, not a curated record
CUUCUUGGAGUUUUAUCCAGAGAAAUGCAUAUUAAAGUUACAGUCUGGUCAUUUUGAGUAGGAAUCUUCUGACGUCAGAGUCACCGGUGUUUAAAACAACCCGCAUCUGAGCUGACGUGUUUUAUGGUACUUUUUAUAUAGCAAAAUAUGAAUUUCUGACAUCAAAGUGGUCACCCUGCCGUAGAUAUUAUGUUACGCUUAUGCAACUGUAUCUCAGAAGAAUAUAGGGAACCAGCCAAAGGCAACUAACGCAUGUUUGAAAAGCGCUGGAGAAGCAGCUCAGCAAAAUUAAAUAUGGGACUCUGGUUCGCCCUAUAAGCAUCUAGGAGCCUGUGGUUUCCAAUCAAUUGGUACAGUGAAACACAGCAAGCCUGCGAUAGCGCGGAGACCUGCAGUCUCGCUACAUUCCUGGAUAUUUGGAUCUGUCUACCAUGUCAUACCCACAGUUUGGAUACCCCUACUCGUCUGCACCUCAGUUCCUGAUGACUACAAAUUCAUUGACUACUUGCUGCGAGUCUAGCGGCAGGACUCUUUCGGACUCCGGAGUCAGCGCAUCUGCCCCAGCGCCCGUUUAUUGCCCCGUUUAUGAGAGCAGACUGCUGGCCACCGCUAGACAUGAGCUCAGCUCGGCUGCGGCUCUGGGCGUCUAUGGUAACCCCUAUACAAACAGCCAAGGCUAUGGCAAUUACGUUACUUACGGCACCGACGCCUCGGCUUUCUACUCGCUGGGCACGUUUGACACAAAAGACGGAACAGCGUCUGCGCAUGCGGGGAUCACGCAGGCUGCCGCUUACUACCCCUACGAUCCGUCCCUAGGGCAGUAUCAGUACGACAGAUACGGAUCAAUGGAUGGAGGAACACGAAGGAAAAAUGCCACUCGAGAAACGACGAGCACACUGAAAGCCUGGCUGCAGGAGCACAGGAAAAACCCUUACCCCACCAAAGGGGAAAAGAUCAUGCUGGCUAUCAUCACUAAGAUGACCCUAACUCAAGUCUCCACCUGGUUCGCCAAUGCCAGGAGAAGACUGAAGAAGGAGAACAAGAUGACAUGGCCUCCUCGAAACAAAUGCUCCGAUGAGAGGAGAUACGACGAUGAUGAAGAGGUGGCAUCUCAAGGGGAGCAGAUCAAAACCGAGAACAACGAGGAUGAAAGCCGAAGUCGGGAAGAUAAAGACCUACAGCUGAGCGACCUGGAAGACUUCGACACCAUUGACUCAGAAAGUUCCGAGUGUGACCUAAAACACCAGUUUAAUGUCAACACCCAUAUGGCGACAACCGAUUGUCCCAAUGAUCACCUUAAGGAAAGACCAUUAAAAAUUUCAAUCCCGGUUUCUCUCCAAGGCAAUCAAGAAUUGACCAAAAGCUGCCUGAAAACGGGCUCGGAAGAUUGUGCAGAAGACGUGGCGAACGGCAGGCAGACGAAAACAUGCUUUCAGCAAGGUCACCAAAUACUAGAGAGCAAACCAAGAAUUUGGUCGCUGGCUCAAACCGCCACUUCAUUGAACCAAAAUGAGUAUCCAUCAUGUAUGCUGAGAUGUCAACCAACCAUGCCACCUUCUCCGGGAGCCUCCUCUCCCGUCAAUGUCAUUGACAGACAGCAGGAUUCUCCAGUCACCACUCUUAGAAACUGGGUAGACGGGGUCUUCCACGACCCGCUAUUUAGACACAGCACUUUGAAUCAAGCAUUAACCAACACGACAGUUUCUUGGACAACGACCAAAGGUGCAAUACUGGAGACCGGUACACUUGGACGCUCUGUUGGAAGCAAUGUAAUCAAAGGGCACAUUCCUUCGCUACAGCACCAAUAAUCUAACGGGAAUACGUGGAUAUUUAGCCAAAACAGGAUGUUUUGCGGUAAACAAACUUAAAUCUCAUGUGAGAUGCACUGUUGUGACGGCACUCUCUCUGGGAUGCACUCUUGCGAGGGCAAAGCAAGAAGUGUAUGAUCUGAAUGACAUUGCAUCCAAGGUUGGGAUUACCAGUGUAUGUGAUUAGUCAAGGGAUUACUUAUACAUAAGUGCAUUUGGGUUUUCACGGGCGAAACUCCCCCAAAAUGAUCUCUUCAAAAAAGUAUUUUUCUUCCUUUAAACGCACGUGCAAAAUAUGUAAUUGUAUAACUGGACGUUUACAUUCGAGAAAAGAAAAAAAAGUUUUCAAAAGGAGGAUCUGUUUUUCGUAUGGCAUGCAAAUGUUAAUCAUUUUCCUUAAUAUUAUUUAGUGCUCUGUCAUUGUUUACCGAUGACUCGCAAAUGUCACUGUUAAAAGUAUCACACAAUUGCACAAGUUUCCUAAAGCUGGAAGGGUAUGCUUAACGAUUGUUCACUUAAAUAAAUGGUCUGUUUUGGA